Molecule: messenger RNA, 1575 nt
Organism: Fulvia fulva
Lineage: Eukaryota; Fungi; Ascomycota; Dothideomycetes; Mycosphaerellales; Mycosphaerellaceae
Exons: 1
Coding region: 1-1575 (524 amino acids)
Source: RefSeq, a predicted model, not a curated record
AUGUCGGACCUGUCAGUCGCCCGGAUCAUCGCACAGCUCGCGGCCGUCGAUUUCAACGCGCAGGAGGAUGCGACCCACUUCCUGCAACUCGAGUAUCCAGUGGGGGAACUUCUUCCCGACACCAUCGAUGCACCAUACCUGAUGGAGCCAUUGCAUGUGGCGCAUCGUAACAAGCCAGCAGAGGAGCGAACGAGUCUCGGACUCGCAUCUCCGACAUUCUUUGUCGAGCUACCAAAGACUGAAUGCCCAACAUGUCAAGGAACUCGCAGACGAGUGCCACAGGCCAUGGUCGCCCUCAUGAGCGCGAUCAACGAAUGUGCGCUCGUCUCUGGCCAUUCAAAACUUCAAGUUGUCUCGUUCUUUGACGACUUGGUAGCCGACCUGAUCUUUCGCAUCAGGUUGACCACAAAAUCUAUGGAAACGGUGCUGGACUUCGAGCUGACAUCACCCGAGAUGGAUGCACUGUUCGGCCAUACAGAGACGAUAGAAUGGAUCGCGAUGCUGGAUCAUCUCAUCACCAGGGCGUCAGAUCGUGCCUGUUAUCACGUUCAUGACCACUUGCUGGACUUCGACCCAGAUAUUCUCGACCGCGAUGAGUACCAGUGGAAUGAUGAGUGGGAUAGACCGCCGAAACUUGAAUUCUCGCCCCAAGAGCUAUACCUUCGCAAAGUGUCGCCUCGCUACGCAACAGACGGUGAUGCCGAGGAUCUGGUGGACUUGAAGCUUCCUUGCAGCCAUACCAAGCGAAUAGCUCUGGACACGCUGAAGACUCUCACAUUCGACGAGUGCUUGUCUGACUGCUGUAACAUCUGCAAGAAGCCGGUACUGUCUGUGGAAGACUGUCUUGCGUACAGACUCGCGAAGGAAAGACGUGAGGCUGAUGCUUCUGUGCAAAAGAACCACGACUGGACGAGUCUUGACCACUCCCCAAAUUCGGAGUCAAGGGGGUUGCACACCGCAAGCCUUUCAAAAGUGCUCGUCGAGGCACUAGCAAGCUUCGAAGCGCCAACUCUACUAUGUCCGGCAUCGCUAUCAUUGACAUCGAUGGACACCGUACGGAUGAUACUGGAUAACUUCACCACAAGCUUCUCCCAGACGGACUAUUACAUGGCUCACGACCCAGAGAGACUUGUGGCACUCUUGUUGCAAUUUGCCGUCGACACACCGGUGCGCGAUAUAGAUGGAAAGCAAGUACUACUCCACCAGACUUCGCUACAUCCAGGUCUUGUGAAGGGCCUUGUUGCCUGGCUGACCAGAGCUGUAAACUUCCUCGCCGAGCGCCAGUGUCGGAACGAAGAGACUGAUCACCUGGGAUUCCAUCACCACAGCAGUAUGCUGAUGUAUAACUCGGCGCUUUGGGAGAUCGGUGAAGAGGGGGAGGCCCCUCUGGAAGACAACAGUGCCACAGAAAUGGGGAGCUUGGAAGCUGCCAUGACAGAGACCAGUUUUAUCGGAGCAACGCCAAACACCUUGAGUACACGCUUGGGGGCGAUGGAUCUCGAUCAUCAAGCCAAGACUGCAGACCAUGACAGGAAUGUUGAAAAUCUUGCAGGGCAAGAAGAUGACAUUCUCUGA